Molecule: messenger RNA, 2873 nt
Organism: Misgurnus anguillicaudatus (oriental weatherfish)
Lineage: Eukaryota; Metazoa; Chordata; Actinopteri; Cypriniformes; Cobitidae
Gene: ugt5f1
Product: UDP glucuronosyltransferase 5 family, polypeptide F1
Molecular function (GO): UDP-glycosyltransferase activity
Source: RefSeq, a predicted model, not a curated record
ACCUCAUGAAUAUUAAUGACGCUGGACGCUCUAGGACCGUUAUCAUGCAGUCAGAUGGAGAAACGUAAGCAUAUAUUUCCAUAUUCAUCAGCGUCAUCGUGUGGCCCCGCCUACCAAUACAGAUCGGCGUGUUUCGCUGUUUUCGUUCAGCAGAUAAACAUUUAUAUGCCUCACAUAAGGAUGGAUUUUCUAUUUGUUAUCUUGUACAUCAUUCUAACAGUCACCCUCCCAGUGCAUUGUGGGAAAAUCCUGGUUUUUCCUCAUGAAGGGAGUCACUGGAUUAACCUGAAUGUAUUGAUUCAGGAGCUUCAUUCCAGGGGCCAUCAGGUGACCGUGUUACGGGCACUCGACAGCUGGUACAUCGCAGAGGAUUCGCCCCAUUACGUCUCCAUAACAGUUCCUGUUUUCCUGGGAAGCGAUGACAAAUUCUACAGCAGUUUUGUGUUUAGACAACUUGAGAUUAAAAGACAGGGACAAUCUGCAUGGACCAGAUUCAAAAUGGACAUGUCUCUUAAAGAAAAGUUCUCUGAAGUGCACAAGAAGAUCUGCGAAAUGGUGAUCCACAUUAUGGAGAAGGAUCCCGUCCUGAUAAAACAGCUGAAAGAAGCCAGUUUUGACUUGAUGUUGACUGAUCCGGCUAACGGAGGAGGCGUUGUACUCGCUCACUAUCUUCAUCUUCCUCUGGUGUUUAGCGUACGCUGGACGGUCCACGGAGAGGCGCAUUUUGCAAUAGCUCCAUCCCCACUGUCUUACGUUCCCGUCCCUCUGUCUCUGUUGACGGAUCGCAUGACCUUUCUUCAGAGAACGUAUAACAUGCUGACGUACGGCAUGAGGCUCUAUCUGUACAGGAGCAUCGUCGGCCCGCAUUACAGUGCACUUUGUGCCCGGUAUUUUGACCCCGGUUUGGAUUAUUUUGAGUUAUUUCAAGCAGCCGAUAUUUGGCUGAUGACAGUGGAUUUUGUCUUCGAGUUUCCACGCCCGACCAUGCCCAAUGUUGUUUAUAUCGGCGGAUUCCCUUGCAAGCCUGCGAAAGACCUUCCGAGAGAUCUUGAGGAUUUUAUGCAAAGUUCUGGAGAAGAUGGAGUCAUCAUUAUGUCUUUAGGAACGCUGGUUGGACAGCUUCCACUUGACAUAGCAGAUGAAAUGGCGGCUGGUUUCGCUGAACUUCCACAGAAAGUCAUUAUGAGAUACACCGGAGAACGGCCAUCUACUCUAGGCAACAACACUUUGCUGGUUAACUGGUUACCGCAGAACGAUCUCCUGGGACAUCCUAAGACUAAAGUUUUUGUGUCCCACGGAGGAAUUAAUGGUAUUUAUGAAGCCAUUUACCACGGUGUUCCCAUCGUGGGGUUACCACUGGUGUUUGAUCAAGAUGAUAACCUCUCAAAAAUGAGAUAUAGAGGAGCAGCGAAGGUUUUGGACAUAGCCACAAUAAAUAGACAUAUAUUUAAAGAGGCUUUACUGGAAGUCAUAAAUGAACCGUCAUACAGGACAAACAUGCAGAAACUUUCUCGUCUCCAUAGAGACACACCAUUAAAACCGCUUGAGAGCGCCAUCUUCUGGACCGAGUUUGUCAUGACACAAGGUGCCGGUCAUUUGCGCGUCGAGGCCUAUAAAAUGCCCUGGUAUUCGUAUUAUAGUGUAGAUGUUGUUGUGUUCUUACUGUGUGUCGUUUUAUUGACAGUGUUUGUGAUGUUUAAUAUCAUCAGGUGUUUAUGCUGCAGGUGUGGAAGAGGAAAAGGAAACAGGAUUGAGUGUGAUCAGGAAAAGAUCAGGAAAUGUUUGGGUACAUUUAGUGAUAUGGUACAUUUCCUCGAUAUUCUGAAUUGUAAAAUGCUGUCAGAUGUUUUUUUUUACUUUAAUAUGUUGUACUGAAUGUAAGCUAUACAUUGUAAAAGUCAUGGGUUCAAACCAAGGGAAAACACAUACUGAUAAAAAAUCUAUACUAUGUCGCUUUGUAAUAAUUCGCUUUGGAUAAAAGAGUCUGCCAACUGCAUAAAUGUAAAUUGUUUCAUUACUAAAAAAUAAUGUUUAACCUCUUUUUUUCCCUUUUUGAGUGUGGGUGUGAAAAGUGGAUGUGCACCUUCAAAUUAAUAUAACACUGGCAUUUUUUUGGUCUAGAAGCGUAAUCUUGGCCUCAUUUUAAAGAAGACAAUUUAAGGAUUUGGAGGUGAAAAUAUUAAACACAAAUUUACAUUUAUUUUAAUAUAUAUGCAAUAACAUUCAUUUGAUAAAUAAAAUUAUAAAAGCCAUAAGUCUCAAGUAGUUGUGAUCCAAAUUUCAAGCUAAAAUCACGAAAAAGUGGUUUGUGUCACUUUUGUGGUUUUACCAACAAAGGCCACUAGGUGUCAUUAGUUUGCUGCAUACUCUUGUCACAAACUAAUAAAUUACUAGGGCUGCACGAUAAAUCCCAUGUGAAGUAGUAAAUCACCAUCACCUGCAACACAGAGCUGUAAUUUACUUACAAGCUGAGCCAUAUCGCAUACAUUAUCACAGGUGAUACAUCCACGAUUAUGAAUGCAAAAUUGCCCCGAUUAUCAGUGAACUAGGCUCUGUGUAGUAAAUGUCACUCAUUUUGAAAGCAGCUGAUGGAGAUUUACUACAAAUCAAGAAACCGGCUUUACUGACAAGAUGCACAUGACAAUCACAUGUGAUUUAUCGCGCAGCCCUAAAAAUUACUGUCACUGCGUUAUAUGGUACAAAUUCUCGUUUUCUCAAUGAAUGAAUUUGAACGAAUUACGGUAAAAUCCGGGCACAUCCAAAAGCCAGAGGGCGCUCUCGUGCAAAAACUCAAUUUGUGCCACAGAAGAAGUAUCAUUACAAAACGCUAUUCCAGGAAAUAUCUUCAGGUUGUUUCAGGUAUUUUCAUGAUA